AUGGCGACAGCGGGCGGCGCUAAAAUGGAGCCUGCUUCCUGCAUGAAACAAUCCCACUCCCAAAAUGCUCUGCGCUGUUUACGCUUCGUUCCUCCCUGGACGGCUUCCACUGGCCAGAAUCAUACAGCUAAUCCCGCGAAUCCGAAGAAACAUUACGAAUCGCAAGGUUGUGGCGGGCUGAACAAUGAAGAAUCCCUCGCUGUUCACAACACGAAAAACGGGCUGCCGCGCGUCCCGCGUCUAGAGAUCCGUGUCCCUGACUGGUGGACCCCACACUUACGUCAAACCCUAACAGCGAGGGCGUCUGGGAAAUGUCCAGGCUCUGAAUGUCUUGCCUCUCAAAGAGCGAGCCUUUGUAAGGAAGAGUACUAUGACUCGAGGCCUUCUGCGGUGAGGGCCACGAAGAGAGUCUGUGUGAAGCCAUGGGUUAUUGGCCUCAUUACCUUUAUUUCCCUGAUUGUUCUGGCAGUGUGCAUUGGCCUCAUUGUUCACUACGUGAGAUACAAUCAAAGGAAGACCUACAAUUACUACAGUACAUUGUCAUUUACAAGUGACAAACUAUAUGAUGACUUUGGAAGAGAGGCUUCUAAAAAUUUCACAGAAAUGAGCCAGAGGAUUGAAUCAAUGGUGAAAAAUGCAUUUUAUAAAUCUCUGUUGAGGGGAGAAUUUGUCACAUCUCACAUUAUCAGAUUCAGUAAAGAGAAAAAUGGAGUGUUGGCUCAUAUGCUGCUGAUUUUUAGAUUUCGUUCUACUGAGGAUCCUGAAGCCAUAAAUAAUAUUAUUCAAUAUGUCCUACAUAAAAAGCUGCAAGAUGCUGUUGGGCCUCCUGAAUUAGACCCUGAAUCAGUUGAAAUAAAAAAAAUCAACAAGACAGAAACAGACAACUAUCUGAACAACUGUUGUGGGACUCGAAGGAACAGAACCACAAAACCGAGUGUCAGGAUCGUUGGUGGGACACCGGUAGAAGAGGGCGAAUGGCCAUGGCAAGCUAGCCUACAGUGGGAUGGGGUCCAUCGCUGCGGAGCAACGUUAAUUAAUAGCACAUGGCUUGUGAGCGCCGCUCACUGCUUUAGAAUGUAUAAUGACCCAGCCAGGUGGACUGCCUCCUUUGGAGUGAAAAUAUAUCCUCCUAAAAUGAAACAUGGCAUCCGAAGGAUAAUUGUCCAUGAAAAAUACAAAUAUCCAGCACAUGACUAUGAUAUUUCAGUUGCAGAGCUUUCCAGCCCUGUUCCCUACACAAAUGCGGUACAUAGAGUUUGUCUCCCUGAUGCAUCCUAUGAGUUCCACCCAGGUGAUGACAUGUUUGUGACUGGGUUUGGAGCACUGCAAAAUGACGGUAACAGUCAAAAUCAUCUUUGGCAAGUGCAGGUGAAACUUAUAGACACUAAAACCUGUAAUGAACCUCAAGCUUACAAUAAUACCAUAACUCCUAGAAUGCUAUGUGCUGGCUCCUUGCAAGGAAAAAGAGAUGCAUGCCAGGGUGACUCUGGAGGACCACUGGUUAGUCCAGAUGCCAGAGAUAUCUGGUACCUUGCCGGCAUAGUGAGCUGGGGAGACGAAUGCGGGCAGCCUAAUAAGCCUGGUGUUUACACUAGAGUGACAGCCUUCCGGGACUGGAUCACUUCCCAAACUGGGGUAUAA
This is a messenger RNA of Pteronotus mesoamericanus, 1641 nucleotides long. RefSeq names its product transmembrane protease serine 11E-like. Gene Ontology annotation, biological process: proteolysis. Gene Ontology annotation, molecular function: serine-type endopeptidase activity. The record is from RefSeq and is a predicted model, not a curated record. The coding region runs from base 1 to 1641 and encodes 546 amino acids. NCBI's taxonomy places the organism in Eukaryota, Metazoa, Chordata, Mammalia, Chiroptera, Mormoopidae. The transcript has 12 exons.